Apis florea (little honeybee) is the source of this 2235-nucleotide messenger RNA. It is a transcript of the gene dcma, whose product is annotated as syntaxin-like domain-containing protein decima. The record is from RefSeq and is a predicted model, not a curated record. Gene Ontology annotation, cellular component: membrane. NCBI's taxonomy places the organism in Eukaryota, Metazoa, Arthropoda, Insecta, Hymenoptera, Apidae.
ACAAAAGCGAAAAUCGUAAUCGGGCCGAAUACACGGAGAAGCAUUGUGUUCGCGGCUCUCAAUCAGCUGUUCGUGCGGUUGCAUCUCAACUAGAUGGAUCACGUGAAUGCUGUUCACUCGAUGUUCUCGGACUAACAAGAUCUCUCUCUCUCUCUCUCUCUCUCUUUCUCUCUCUCCAUGGGAGAUCUAGUUUAUCGUGGGAUGAAUAUUGUCAGUGUAAAACGUUGUUCAUAUAUAUAUAUCUGACCGUUGUUCUGAACCGUUGUUUGCUCAAAACCGAUGUUGAAUGAAAAAAAAGAAAAAAAAAAAAUAAAGAGGAAAUAAAGAUGAAAUUACAUAUCGAUAUAAAACUAAUUUUGAGGAAUAUCGUUAUCUCAAAAUAUUGAUAAACGCCAAAUGUUAAUAAUAUUCGCGACUGAUAAUUCCACUGUAACUGAUUAAAUCAUAUCCAUGAAUUAACAAUGGACAAACAAAACACAUGUGUUAAUUAUCGAUGGUUGGAAGUGUAAAUUAAACUGGUAUUUUCGGUGUCCCUUUAAUGGCCACGUAGCAUAAAGCAUCGCAGCAUUUGCAGGCUAUCGUUUAACUGUAUUGUUAAUUGCCUUGUGGCGAUUGGCAAUCAAACGGUGCUCCUUAAAGCGCAAUAAUGACGGAAUCGCCAAUACCGUCGGUCAGCAACGUUCAGACUUGUACCCAUCAUAGUCGAAGCCAAUCUCAAAUGCAAACUCAAGAUGACAAGAGCGAGAAAACGGAGAAGGCUGUUCUUUCGCAAAUUCAAGAGAUCAACAGCCAAGUGGCGCAAUACCGCGAUUUGCUGAUAAACAUCGGUCAACCACGAGACUGUCCGGAACUUCGAGAAAAAAUUCGAAGAUUGAGACGAAAUUGCGUAGAAACGUGUAGACACACGUCCCAGCUUAUACUGCCACAAGUACGAAGAACUACGGAUAUCGGAAUCCCUGUAGACAGUCCAAAUUUGAUGCUUCUCUUUUAUGUCGCGCAAUUGUUUCUGCGCGAGCUCUGCAAAAGUAAGAACCUCAUCCGCAUCGUGCCGAUGGACAUGACGGAGUAUUACGAAACUCGAUCCGGCCCAUCCAACAUCGGCAAUGUGAUCUCACAAAUAGUUCUCUGCAAGCAAAUCACACCAGAUUUCUACGAGGAAGAAUUGUGCAGCAUUCAAAAGGAUUCCGAAGAAAUUCGUGGUCUGAUCAACGAGUUGCAAGAGUUUAUGCCUCAAUCAAGUGGUGAUAUAGAAAAGUACACGGCUUUACAAAAUGCGGGAAGUUGGAGUAAUCGUACCAAUGGUAGACGGAUACACCGAUGGAACCAAACUCAUAAUAGACCUACUAGAACUACCAGACAAUCGUCCUACUUUUGCGGAGCUUUGAAUCUUUUUUGUUGCGCAGCAAGAACAAAUUACGUUUAAUGAUUAGACAUAUUUGCCCGCCAAAUUUCUUUACAAAAAAUCUUUUUGCAAAAGAUUUUUAUUAAUUUCCUCCUGUGUUAGAUUUUCUGUUUUAAAUUUUAAAUUUUAAGGAUAAGUCAUAAAUAAAGAGAAAUUCUCACUAUGUUUUGCAAUCAUGAAACGAAACAUUCUAAUAAUUAGUCGAUUAGACGAUAAGAAACCUAAUACUGAGAUUUUAUUUAGUUAAUAGUACAAACUAUUUAAUAAUAAGUACAAAUCUCUUAAUAUAGAAAAAUAUUCAAUAAACAUAUUUUUAUAAAGGAAUUUCAUUUAUUGCGGAAUUGUUUAAAUAAUAAUAAGAAAUCUAACUUAAACUUACGAUGCAAUUUGUCUCACAUCGGUAAUCGACGAUCGUAAAACGAUUAAGAUCGAUUUCUUGAUGAAUUUUAUUAUACUUCCUCUUGUUCUUCGAUCAGCACCAAUAACUAUGGAAUGAUAUUUAAUAUAUUAUAAAAAAAAAGGAAAAGUCAAUGUAAAAAACAAUCAUUAUAGAUAUGGUAUUAUUAUUUGUAUUCAAAUAAUUAUUAUUCAAAAUCCGAACUGUGAUGAACGAGCUCAAAUUUAUCGCUGAUCGAUAUAAAAAACUACAUCACAUCGGAUAAUAGAGAAAUAAAUGCCAAUUGAAUUGGACGUUGAUUAUUUCAAUAGUGGACCAACGUAUCAUUUGUAUGCAAUGAAAGUGAUGUAAUUAAAAACAUUUCUACUAUUUUAAAAUUUUAAUCGUAUUAAACUUUUAAAAAAUAUUCUAUUGUUAAAAGUAUUGUAUUUUUCAU